Molecule: messenger RNA, 2436 nt
Organism: Aquila chrysaetos chrysaetos
Lineage: Eukaryota; Metazoa; Chordata; Aves; Accipitriformes; Accipitridae
Product: E3 ubiquitin-protein ligase RBBP6-like
Exons: 14
Coding region: 1063-2016 (317 amino acids)
Biological process (GO): mRNA processing; ubiquitin-dependent protein catabolic process; protein ubiquitination
Cellular component (GO): nucleus
Molecular function (GO): ubiquitin protein ligase activity
Source: RefSeq, a predicted model, not a curated record
GGGAAAACUGGAUUACGGCCAUGCCAGAGUGUAAGCAAAGCUCUGAGGAGAAAGAGAGGCUCCAGAGUGCAUUGAUUUGCAACGGCUUUGGGAGUUUCCUUUGCUUCUACUGAAACCAAGGAAACAUUGCAGCCCCAGCAUGUUCGCUGGUGCAGAGAUGCUAACAAAGUGAGAACGAACAUUUCCGGGCCAUGUCAGACCUCCUGUGAGAUUACCAGUAGUGUGCAGGACACACUAAUGCACAGAAUUGUUCCUCCAGGUGUGGGUGACAAGAGAAACACAAAUGCUAUGGAUCCUCAAGAUUUCCGGUACUACUGCAUAGAAGGUGCCGUGGCGGUCUUGGGCUCCGUGCUGUUUGGGAUGAUAUUGUGUUGUGUGAUCUGUCUGUGGAGGAAGAGACAACGGCUGUGCUGCGGGCUGUCGCGCGUCCUGACGUAGGAUCCUGCCGGCUGCGCCAAUCUCUCGCCAAGGGGCGGAAUGCACCUCGCUCAGAAGGAGAGAAGCAUCCGUGAGUUUUAUUGAGUGCUCACCACGAGAGACCCCAUGAGCCUGGGGGAAGGGCGGCACUCCCCUUCUCUGUGCAGCCCAGGCUCUUGUCACAGUGCAUGACCUCCUGCGCAAACAGGAGUGGCUGAUGGCAGAGUUCUUCAAGGAGGCUGGUGUGGGCACGAGGAAGAUGCCAGGAGCAGACUUCAUUCAAGUCAUCAAGGGGACCAAAGUUCCCAUGAGAGACAAGGAACAGGAGGACACAGCCAUUUUGUUGACUUCCUUGAAACGAGGGAAUUUUACAAGCAGUGGAGAUCUGACUGAAGGUCAAACCCAGUGGCUGGAGAUGAGGAACGGACAAUGCAGAGAGAGCAGAGCAGGCGUGUAAGAUGAGUUUCAUCUUUCACACCUGCCACUUGCCCACCUUCUGCGGGGGGCCAAGCCAAAGGGAUGAAGGCUCGUGCCCAUACCAAGCCCAAAGCAAAGUUAAAGGACUGAGAAGUUCCCCCAGUCAGCCCUGAGCCAGAGCGCAGUUACCUAAGAAUUAAAAAGAGCACAGGAAUUCCACGGAGUUUCAUGAUAGAGGUGCCCAAUACGAAGGGUGCUAUGCUGACAAACAAUGGAAAAUAUGCAAUGCCAACUAUUAAUGCGGAAGCUUCUGCUAGAGAAAAGAAGGAAAAGCCUCCCUUUUUGCCAGAGGAGCCGUCCUCCUCCUCAGAUGAUCCUGUUCCAGACGAGUUGUUACGUCUCAUGUGUAAGGAUCUAAUGACUGAUGCAGCUGUUAUUCCCUGCUGUGGAAACAGUUAUUGUGAUGAAUGUAUUAGAACAGCAUUGCUGGAAUCUGAGGAACAUACAUGCCCAGCAUGGCAUCAGACGGAUGUUUCGCCUGAUGCUUUAAUUGCCAACAAGUACCUACGCGAGGCUGUGAACAAUUUAAAAAAUGGAACUGGCUACACAAAAAGGCUCCGUCAGCAGAUUCGGCAGCAACAGCAGCAGCAGCCGCUACUGCCACCGCCUCCACCACCACUCAUGACUGUUACACCUCCUGCUGCUCUGGUGACUACUGCUGAACCUUCUACAUCUUCCUCUCUGUCAACCAGCAGUUCGUUGGAAGAGAAGGGCCAUCAGGCUCCUGUGCGAAGACAACCAGCAUUAGCAAGUCAUCUGGGCCCCCAAGGACAAUCAAUACCCACCACUGGUCAUCCAGCGAGAGUCAGUACAAUUUGCUCAGCAGGUGGCAGACCAGGCUGGGAACUUACUCCUAGGCUGCAGAAGCAGCCUCAAAGGCACUAUGGAAUGACUUCUCCAAUUAGCUUGGCUCCUCCUAAGGAUGUAGAUUGCAUUCAUACUCAGAAGGUGGUUGAAGUGAUGAAAGCAUUUGGGGUAUUUGAAGAUGAGGAAGAACUGAAUCACAGGCUGGUCGUUCUUGGUAAACUGAAUAACUUGGUCAAAGAAUGGAUUUCAGAACUUGGUGAGAGCAAGGUGCUGGUGAGAAAAGUCCACAGGCUGCAGAUUGCAGAUGGCCGCUAAUGUGCCGUGCAGCUGUGGCGCUGGCCACCCUGGCGUCCAUAGUCCUUCUGGCAGCUUUGGGUCACCUGGUUAAAUCGCUGCUGAAGAAUAGGAAACAAGAACCACAGCUUCCUCUUGUCAACGUUGCCUCAGAGACAGACGCAGCUACAAGUGAAGCCAAAGCAAAUUCAGAAAAAGAAAGAAAACUCACCCAAAUUGCCAUGGAAGCAGAAGAACUCGCCAAUAAGUGGACUUAGUACAAUAACUGAAGAGUGUGGAAACACUUUGGCCUCCUGCUGUCAGCUCCAAACGGAGGGAGAGGAGAAAGGUCCCUCUCCUGCACCAGGAGGUGCUGGUCUGUUACGAAGCCAGUCAGAAAGGUACUCGCACUCUGUACAGCAUCGUUUCCAAUGCUCUUAGAGCCUUAGCUGGAACAAAAGC